This is a messenger RNA of Exophiala xenobiotica, 1924 nucleotides long. RefSeq lists its product as uncharacterized. The record is from RefSeq and is a predicted model, not a curated record. Gene Ontology annotation, cellular component: membrane. NCBI's taxonomy places the organism in Eukaryota, Fungi, Ascomycota, Eurotiomycetes, Chaetothyriales, Herpotrichiellaceae. Gene Ontology annotation, molecular function: transmembrane transporter activity. The coding region runs from base 215 to 1810 and encodes 531 amino acids. The transcript has 2 exons. Gene Ontology annotation, biological process: transmembrane transport.
GAGACACCUGCCCGGACCCCACACCAUUCAUCCCCUGCUUCUUUGAUCAAAUUCAACACGAGGAAUAAUGCCCCCCAUCUCCUCUCCCUCACAUAUAAAUGCUGGCCCUCGCAGCUCCUUCCUACUGCCUCUGUACUCGGGAAAUCAAGAGCCUCGCUUCUGGGACAGCAGCCAAGAAACCAGCAAGCUUGAGACGAUAUCAUUUUGAUUUGCCAUGGCCACUUUGGACGAUAAGAGAACGCCGAUGGCCCACGACGAAGAUGUCGAAACCGGUCGUCCAAUUAUAGAGAUCGUGGACAAGAAACAUGGCGACCGAGCUCUUUCGAUUGUCGGAACUGAUCGAGUCGACCUCACUGAAGAAGACAACAAACGAAUCAGAAGAAAAACCGACCGUGUGAUACUUGUCGUCCUCGUCUGGAUUUAUUUCCUUCAAAUCCUCGACAAAUCUGUGCUCGGCUACGGCGCCCUCUUCGGCCUGCAGAAAGACACCCAUCUCACAGGGAACCAGUACUCACUGGUGGGAUCUAUUGCUCCCAUCGCACAACUCGCCUGGCAACCGUUCUCCUCCUUCCUGAUCGUCAAAGUCCCGCACCGGAUCUUGAUGCCGACUCUUUGCCUCGGAUGGGGCAUCGCCCAGGCUUCAAUGGCCGCGUGUCACAGUUUCAGCUCAUUGAUGGCUGCACGAUUCUUCCUUGGCCUCUUCGAGGGCGGCUGUCUGCCAUUGUUCAGCGUCAUCACCAGUCAGUGGUAUCGCCGAGCUGAGCAACCCAUUCGAGUCGCAGCUUGGUAUGGUACAAAUGGUAUCGCCACGAUCGCGGCGGCAGCACUCUCUUACGGCUUGGGAAAAAUCAAAUCCGACGUACUGGCAGAAUGGCAAAUCAUUUUCCUCUUUGUCGGCCUCAUCACCAUCAUCUCCGCACCGUUUGCUUGGUGGUUCCUCGACAACGACAUCCCCUCUGCCCGGUUCUUGACGGAGCACGAGAAGGCACAAGCCAUCGAACGCCUACGGGCUAAUCAGACGGGCACUGGCAACCGAGAAUACAAAUGGUCUCACAUUCUCGAACUUGCUCUUGAACCCAAGACCUAUCUCUGGAUUGGAAUGUCACUCCUCCUCAACGUCGGUGCGAGCGUGACCAAUACAUUCGGUCCCCUGAUCCUCUCGGGCGUCGGCUUCGACAAAUAUAAGACGUCUCUACUCAACAUGCCGUUCGGAGCCAUGCAAUUCAUCGUCAUUCUCUUGGCCUCGUAUGCCGCACAAAAAGCCAAGCUCAAAUCUGCCAUCCUUGCUUCGCUGAUGCUUCCGGUCAUCGCUGGUCUUGCAGUUCUUUACUGUUUGCCUCGCACCUCGAGUGCAACGGCAGGCCUGCUCGUUGCCUACUAUCUACUCGCGUUUCUCUUUGGCGGGAAUCCUCUGAUCGUUUCAUGGAUCGUUGGCAACACCGGCGGCAGCACCAAGAAAUCCGUCAUCAUGUCGCUUUACAACGCUGGCUCAUCUUCAGGCAACAUCAUCGGUCCGUUGUUGUUCAACAAGAAAGACGCCCCAGCAUACCAUCCCGGUCUGCGCAGCACGCUGGCGAUUUUCGUCACUCUUUUCGCCGUCGUCAUUAUCCAGUUGGGCAAUCUGAUGUUCCUGAACAAAUUGCAUGCCCGGAAGCGGGUGAAGAAUGGAAAGCCUGCCAAUAUCAAGGAUCAUUCGAUGGAGGACAAGUAUGUUGCUAUGGACGAGGCAGAUGGCGGGCGGAGAUUGGGUGACAAGGCAUUCCUGGAUUUGACCGAUCGCAAGAACGACGAGUUCAUGUAUAUUUACUGAUGGAUGGCGGCGUGGACACAAAUCCGAGCCAACUCGCCGAGGUUGCUGACAGAGUCAAGCCUGGCUGAGAUGCGGCGUUACCUCGAUGAAUCAAGUAUAUAAUAUACUAUACCC